AACGCUCUUCGUUUUUCAGUGCUUUGCUUUGCUUUGGUUCCUUGCUCGCUUGCUGGCUGGCUGGCUGGCUUGCACCGCUCUCGCAUCCGGACAACGGGGAAUUUACCCACACGCUGGCCAUCGCCGCUCUUCGUCAAUUACAUGUCUCCACACUCAUCUGGUUGGGAGGAUUGCAAGAUGCGAUCCGUUCACGAUGAUUUUGGAUAUAAUUGGUGCCUUGACUAGGCGUGUCGUGCCGGGUUAGGUCGAUGGUGUGUGAAAUAUUCUAAGGAGGCGUGGAAUCUUUUAUUGCGUUUUGGUGGAGGAGAUGGUGCCUGUUGAAGAGGGAUUUGUUUGACUUUGUCUUGGGCAAUGUCAUUCCUAUGACAAUUAUUGACCUCUUUAGUUUCUGAGGAUUGAGCAUCACGCCGCUUCAUCUCCGAAUGGAUCUUUCCUCACCGCCCCUCCUAGUGCCGCCAUCGGCACUGAAUCGUUUUUCUAAAGGCCCCUACUCGAGUGAUGACUCCAUGCCUUCCUCACCAACCUCAAAUACCUCCGCUGCGGCUUCGCCCCAAAUUUCGCCGCGAUUGGAGGCUCCACAAGCAUCUACGCAACUCGAUGCUCUGCUCUCUGUAGCCUUCAAUCAAGAUCAUGGAUGCUUUGCAUGUGGCACACAGACAGGGUUUCGUAUUUAUAAUUGUGAUCCGUUCAAGGAAACUUUUCGUCGGGAAUUCGAUGGGGCUGGGAUUGCAAUAGUGGAAAUGCUGUUUAGGUGCAACAUUUUGGCUUUGGUUGGUGGAGGUAAAUCACCGAGGUACUCCCCCAAUAAGGUGAUGAUUUGGGAUGAUCAUCUGAGCCGGUGCAUAGGAGAGUUGUCAUUCAGAACCGAAGUUCGAGCUGUCCGUCUUCGGAGGGAUAGGAUCAUUGUCGUCCUGCAAUUUAGAAUCUACGUGUACAACUUCGCUGACUUGAAGCUACUUCAUCAAAUCGAAACUUGGUCCAACACGAAAGGAAUCUGUGCACUCUCUCCUUCGCCAAAAACGUGUGUUCUUGCGUGCCCAGGCCAGCGGAAGGGUGAAGUACGGGUUGAGCUUUACACUUCAAAGAAAACAAGGUUUAUAAUGGCGCAUGAUUCCUCGUUAGCUUGCCUCUCACUUUCUCUGGAUGGGUCUCUUUUGGCCACUGCGAGCAAUAAGGGCACUCUUGUUCGGAUAUUUAACACGGCCGAUGGCACUAAGCUGCAAGAGCUUCGACGUGGAGUAGAACGUGCGGAGAUAUAUAGUCUUGUUUUUCAUCCAAAUCUUCGUUGGCUUGCCGUUUCUAGUGCUAAAGGCACCGUCCAUGUCUUCACAAUUAAACCGACCACUGAAGAAGCUCGCUCUGAGGCAAUCGCGAACACCUCCUCUGCCUCUGCAGAUGGAUCAGCUCUAUCUCCCGGCAAGAACAAUGAUAGUCCUCUGGGCAGUUCUUCAUUAUCAAUGUCAUCUCCAUCUGCAAAUGCGGGCUCAUCACUUUCCUUCAUGAAGGGUGUUCUGCCCAAGUACUUUAGUUCAGAGUGGUCUUUUUCACAGUUCCGCGUGCCUGAGGAGACCAAGGCUAUAGUAGCAUUCGGGUCUAUGAAGAAUACGAUUGUUAUUGUGUGUGCCAACGGGAGUUACUACAGGUGUUCAUUUGAUGGAAAGGAGGGUGGAGAAAUGGUACAACUUGAAUACGAACGUUAUAUGAAGCCUGAAGAAACUGAGGAAACCGUGUCCAUGUAAGUUGCUGAGUUAGGCUGUAGACUUGCAACCUUUAAACGAAAGGGAGAGCUAAUAACGGCCCUCUGUCAGUCAUAUCCAAGUUGCGUGAAGACCGAAAUGUGUGUGAAACCCUGCUGCAGUUAUACCCACGAAUUUUAACAGCUUCAGCAUUCGUUCGGGCUUGAAAUUAAGCGACUAAUUAGAGGCUGUCAGUUGAAAAGGGGCAUAUUUGUAUCAAGAGGCCGGACUUGAAGCUUGUGCCUAUCUAUUGCUCUUUUUAUUUAUGUAGUCCUAAACGAGAUUUCAUAUUUUAAUUGUACAGUGGUGGAAUGUAGUGUAAAGAAAAUGUACAGUACAGUAUCCUAGCCUCACCUUUCUAACCACAUGACUAGGUUUGUAUGAAAUAGUUCUGCACCAUAAGAUUGACAGAAUGUUUUAUAAGAUUAUUUCAUGUGAUGCAAUUUUAAUUUCAACCGUGUGAAUUUUUACAUGAA
This is a messenger RNA of Physcomitrium patens, 2212 nucleotides long. NCBI's taxonomy places the organism in Eukaryota, Viridiplantae, Streptophyta, Bryopsida, Funariales, Funariaceae. The record is from RefSeq and is a predicted model, not a curated record.